Chironomus riparius is the source of this 1266-nucleotide messenger RNA. The record is from the annotation of a GenBank genome assembly. Lineage: Eukaryota; Metazoa; Arthropoda; Insecta; Diptera; Chironomidae.
GGGAAAUCAACACAAAAAAUUGUCAAUAAAAGAUCCAGUGAUUUUGUAAAAAGUUUAAUUUUAAGUAUUUGUAGCUAUAAUUAAGACUUAGAAUGCCGCUUUUCGAGACAGUAUUUCAGGAAAAACCAGCCAUUGUUAUGGAAAUUGGUUCAGCAUACACAAAAAUUGGAUUUUGUGGCGAAGCACAUCCUAGAUUUAUUCUGCCGACAGAAAUUGAGUCCAUUCGUGAUGUGUUGAAGAAAACUGAGAAGAAUCUCUACGAUCAAGCUGUUGAUUUUUUCAACAAAAUUUUCUUUGACUACCUUCUGGUUAGUCCAAAAGAUCGAAAAGUAUCAUUUGUUGAAUCAACCAUUACAACACCAACUCUCAUCCGUGAAAGUUUUGCGAAAGUGCUCUUCCAUCACUUUGAAGUCGCAUCAAUUUUGUUCCUUCCUUUGCAUUUAGUGUCACUUUCAACAUUGGCAAUUGAUACUGCAUUAGUUGUGGAUAUUGGAUAUAAAGAGGCAGUUAUACUUCCUGUAUUUAAUGGCGUUCAGAUCUUGAAAGCAUGGCAGGCACAGCCAUUAGGUGGAGAAUCAAUUCAUGAUGGAAUUAAAGCUAGUUUGAUUCUUAAUGGAGUUAAAGAUGAGAUUUUAUCAGAACGAGUAAUUGAGGAUAUUAAGGUAAGAACAUGUUUUGUUACCAAGCAAGCUAGAGCAGUAGCACAUAGGAAUAAUGAGAGUAUUCAGCCAUGUCCAGAUGUUGAUUAUCCAGUUGAUGGAUCUGAUGUGAUUAAAAUUCCUGGUAAUUUGAGAGAAUUUGCAUUGGAAGUUCUUUUUCCCGAAGAUAAUGACUAUUUAGGAUUACCGUACAUAAUUAUUGAUGCAAUUAUUAAAUGUCCAGUGGAUUCAAGGAAGGAACUUGCUGAAAAUAUUUUAUUGAUUGGUGGAACAUCAAGCAUGAUGGGAAUUAAGUCUCGAUUAAGAGACGAACUGAGGACUUUAAUAAAAUCUGAGUUUUAUAUGGAUAGACUUUAUAUUGAUGAUGUUAAGUUCCACAAUGCACCGUCUAAGCCAAACUUCACUGGAUGGCUUGGUGGAUCGAUUUAUUCAGCUACAGAUUUAAUCUCGAACUCAAUUACUCGUGAGAAUUACUUAAAGCAUCCAAAGAUCCCAGAUUGGAUAUUUUAUGAUGGAUCGUCGACAAGGAAUCAAGGUUGAAAAUUGAAUUAUAAUUAACAUGCAAUUAUUAUAUUAUUAAUAAACACAUUAAGCUUUUAUUAUUUAA